AUGGUUGCUAGGACAGGAUUAAGUCCUUUGAUAGUGUGUUUGAUAGACACCGACGAUCAGGGACUUAUAUCCUCCUUUGUCGAGAGGUGGCACCGGGAGACUUCUAGUUUCCAUCUUCUUGUGGGGGAGGUUUUGAUCACGCUGGACGACGUCAUGUCUCUUCUCCAUCUGCCGAUCGUUGGCGCAUUCCAUGACAUCCAGCCUUUGUACAGCGACGAGGCGAUGCUAUUGUUGGUUGAGUUACUGAUGGUCUCACCAGAGGUGGCCAUGGCCGAGACAGGCAAAUAUGGUGGACCAUAUUGUUGGAUAUACGAGCACUUUCCGUCAUUUGCGGAGUGCAAUGCUGAUCUGGACUACGACGAGGUGUCACCACGUGCGUGUCGGUGGAUUGUGACAAAGAAGACUGUGAAUAAGGUAUCUACAACGACGAACAGGCAACACCUGGAUCGUCUGAGGAUCCCAGAUGUCUGCUGGAUGCCAUAUGCGGAGCACCGACCUGUGCAGGACUUUCAUCCGAUUUCGUGCUUCUAA
Messenger RNA from Glycine soja, 531 nucleotides. RefSeq names its product protein MAIN-LIKE 2-like. Lineage: Eukaryota; Viridiplantae; Streptophyta; Magnoliopsida; Fabales; Fabaceae. The transcript is spliced from 2 exons. Bases 1 to 531 code for a protein of 176 amino acids. The record is from RefSeq and is a predicted model, not a curated record.